This is a messenger RNA of Haliotis rufescens (red abalone), 7606 nucleotides long. RefSeq names its product nose resistant to fluoxetine protein 6-like. Bases 59 to 2527 code for a protein of 822 amino acids. The transcript has 15 exons. Lineage: Eukaryota; Metazoa; Mollusca; Gastropoda; Lepetellida; Haliotidae. The record is from RefSeq and is a predicted model, not a curated record. Gene Ontology annotation, molecular function: acyltransferase activity, transferring groups other than amino-acyl groups.
UGUAGCCCCUCUAAAUGCGGACCCCUAGCUGUUAUGAAAGAGGACUCGUCAGUGUUGCAUGCGUCGUGUUCAUGUCACGGUGAUUGUAGGGCAGGUGUACUCACUUACACAAAAUAAUAACUACCACGUACAGAAGUAUUGUGGAUUGUUCAACACCCAUACACAGUAUACUUGGACUACGUGGGGAUACCAGAUAACAAAUAGAUCUACUGUGAUUGCUGAUCGCGUAUCACCUCUCGUUGAUAGCAGAAAGCAGCGAACAAGGUCUCCGUUAGAUGUUUGUUCGUACAGAAUGAAGUUGACAGCUAUGGUGACAUCGUUGUAUGUGAUGUUGUUGUGUGGAUGUGGUGUCGGGGGUGUCAGUGACUAUGUGAGCAGACUGACCCUGGGCCUACAUCCCCUCCCCCAAAGUGAUAUGGCUCAAGGGCUGAGCGAGUCAAUGGAAACCCUUGGAAGGGCAGAUCGUACACAGGUUGCCAGAAUGAUUCAGGCCUCAGGGGUGCUGAAUACCCCACUGAUGGCGACAGCUAACGCUACGAUCUCCCCGAAGUGCGUCAACCAAACUGCCAAGGUUUUGGAAUCAUUGAUAGCAGGCGAACGAUGGGCGUUACAGAUGAUUGACGCAGCAGGGAAGCCAGGCAGCGGACUACUUCAGUUCCAACUCACCUUCUUGGGGUCAUACGACGAGUGUGUAGGGGUCAGGGCCAGCGAGACCAUCAGAAAUGUCACCAAAAAGAUCUUCAAAGGAAAAUACUGUAAAGCCAGCAUCCCACUCCAGCCAAAUGCCCCGGCUCCAGGUCCGACGAUGCCAUCAUUCUCCGACAUCACAAUUGGACUCUGCUUCCCGGACUCCUGUAAUGGGGAAGAUGUGACAUUGAUUCUUAAUGACAUGUUGGACCUGGUGCUUGAGCAGCUGAACGUCACCACACAGUUAAAGGUCAGGAGUACUGUGUGUCAGGAGGAGAACCUAGAGUGGGACACGAAAGCCAUCGCUGUCUUUGUGGUGGCGAUGCUGUUCGUUGUGCUGCUGGUUAUGGGCACAAUCUAUGACAUCGUGUUUAUCCAACUUCCACUCUGGUACAUGUUGUCUGCUGAGGAAAAGGGUUUAUUGAAUGGCACCAACACCCACACAUCACUGAACAUCAAGCAUAAACAAGAGGAGACAACUCCACUGCUAAAUGAGACAGGGAAACCAGAUUUCAGUCAGCCACAACCAAGUAUGUGUAGCAAGAUCCUGCUGUCCUUCUCUGUGUACACCAACGCCUCUAAGUUGCUGAGCACCAAACAGGCACCUGGAAGUCUGACCGCAGUCAAUGGCAUCCGCUUCCUCUCCAUUACUUGGGUGAUCUUGGGGCACACCUACGUGUUUGGUCUGUCGUCUAUGGGGAACUUCAUUAGCUUCUUCCCUGAAGUCAUCAAGCGCUUCACUUUCCAGGCCAUUGCCAAUGCUACAGUGUCUGUCGACUCCUUCUUCACUAUGAGUGGGCUGCUGGUGACUUACCUGGUGCUGAAGGAGAUGAGGCGGUCAGGCGGCAGGAUCAACUGGUUCAUGUUCUACUUCCACAGGUUCUGGAGACUGACCCCGCCGUACAUGUUGUUGUUGAUGGUGUAUGUCCCACUGUUCCCCUACAUCACUAACGGCCCUCUGUGGCCCCAGCAGGGGGUCGAGAUCAACCAGUGCCGGAACUCAUGGUGGACCAAUUUACUCUAUGUCAACAACCUGGUCAAGACGAAGGAGAUGUGCAUGGGCUGGUCCUGGUAUCUGGCCAAUGACAUGCAGUUUUACAUCUUGUCGCCGCUCAUAUUUGUGCCGCUGUUCUUUUCGGGCAUCCUGGGCACGAUCUCUGUGCUGGUGUUUCUCCUCGCAGUCUUCAUCACAUCUGGUGUCAUAUCCAGCGUGAAUAAAAUGUCCCCAUCUCUAACAGGAGGCUUCGGUGCACCGGCUGGAACUGACCCUAUGGCGUACUUCUUUGACUACUACAUCACACCAUAUUGCCGCAUGGGGCCGUACAUCAUCGGCAUGGUAACUGGCUACCUGUUGUACAAGACAGACUGCAAGAUCAGACUCAACAAGUGGCUUGUGAUAACGGGCUGGUGUGUAGCGACGGCGUCAGCUUUGGCCGUGCUGUACGGUCUGUAUGACGUCAACAGAGGUCACCCGGUCACCGUGGAAGUUGCAGCUUUCUACAACGCUGUGCAUCGGACAGUGUGGGGCGCCUGCCUGUGCUGGGUCAUCUUCGCAUGCGCUACAGGUUACGGAGGUUUUGUGAACACGUUGCUGUCGUGGCCUGCUUUCAUACCUCUGAGUCGCCUGACGUACUGCGCCUAUCUUGUCCACCCCAUCGUCAUGUACAUCUUCUUCAGCUCCCAGCAUGCACUUCUCAACAUUUCUGACAUCAACACGGUUAUCUGGUUUUUGGGCCUUCUUGUUCUCUCCUACAUGGCAGCCUUUGUCGUAUCCAUGGCGUUUGAGUCCCCGAUGAUGGGUUUGGAGAAGGCGUUCCUAAGGCGAGAGAAGAGCAGUUAAUGACAGCAGAUGUGUCACCAUGGAAACCAACCAUGGGUGAAACAUAACUAGAAGUUAUUUGUAAAUCUCAUUCUGUAGAAUUUGAUUGAAUCUGUUAUCUAUGAUGAUGUUAUCUAGCUUUAAAGUGACAAUGGUAAUUUGUUGAUUUUAUGGGUUCAAGACAAUAGUGCCUUCCAUGCCUGCAGCUCUUCUCUUGUCGGUGGACAAAUUUUCAGACAAUAACAGUUCCCUUGCAUUUCCAACAUGAAGUCUACAUGUGGUAUUGGCUGCACAACGUUUGGAAUUAACUUUGAAUGUUUUAAGUAGUCCAUCACGAUGACGACCAAGACUCUUGUAAAGCAGUAUCAUGUAUUGUCCCCGUAAUUACCUCUUUGUCUGUAUAACAUGAAACAGACCCUGUAUGGCAGGUAUGGCAGGUCAUUCAGCUUCAUGUGUUUGUUGGAUUUGGACCACCUUUGCUGAAUUUGGUUUUCACAAUCAUGCACGAAUAAUAGAGGCAUGAAAUUUCACAUAAUAUAUCAUGCAGACUCGUGUAGAAAGUUGUUAGCAUGUGAUUUGAUGACAAAAGGUCAAGGUCUUUUGGUAUGAACUAUAAGUAUACCUCAUAGCUGAGUAUUUAUGAUUGUAACAAAAGGUUUAGGUGACCUUCUGAAGGUCAAGGUCACUACAGGUAACAUGUCGAAAUAUGGCUCAAACUUCAGGGAUUUAGGUUUAUUUUAUGAUGUAUCAAGGCAUUUUCCAAUUUGGGAGGUUAAACUAUAACACUGUCAUGGUUGUGUCAAAUGUCAAGGUCACUUUAAAGAUCAUUCACUCAUGAAAUGGCUUGUAUAUAGUUCAUGCAAAAGUGUGGACUAAAUGGCAUUGAAACUUCAUACUCGUCAUUAGAAAUGUUCAGGUAUGGAGAUUGGUGAAGAUUGAAGAUCACUGCUUGCAUCUAAAACCCAUGGGACAAUGUUAACAUGAGUAUUUAUGAUAGGAAUAUGACCAAACUUGAGUUACAUUAUUGUUAGGGUGUAAUCAAAAGUGAUAUUGGAAUUUAACAUCCAUCCAAGGUCAAGAUCACAACAGAUCCUAAUGUUAACCAUGGCACAAAACUCAGGAAAACUGUUCAUCGGAAAACCAAAUUUGUAUUUUUCAUAAUAGAUUACAAAAACCUCAAGGUCAAGGUCAUGUCAAAUAUUAUGCAAACAGCUUUCUGAUCCAGGAGCAUGGUUUGUGUUCAAUAUGACAUGAUAGAUGAUGUAGUAUUUGAAAAUUGUCUUCAAAUAAUGGCAGGCCAGUACAGCCGAAUUUUAAGUUGAUCUUCAUAUUUUUAAAGAUGUCUCAUUUUUACACACUUAUGUAGUGAAAUCAUGGCGGUGUUUGGUGUGGUGAAAUAGUAGCAAGAUCUGGAUUGCAAGUACAAGAAAGUCAAGACGUAAAACUGUCAUGAUGUUUUCACCUAUUAUAAACGUGUACUUAAGGGAAACUUUUAAAUUGUAUUUAUUGGUUUUAGUUAACAUGUGCCAACCAAUAACCCGUCAUUAUAUCACUGUUUGAAGAAUUGUAUUUUAAUGUCAUCAGGGUCUCGUGAAAAAUUAUUGAAUUGUUAUUGAAUUUAUAUAUGUUGUGUUUGCAUCUGUCAGCAGAUGAAACAUUACUGUUUAACCAGGUAAUCUGUUUGAGUGUGGUAUUCCUUAACAUCAGCUUUUGUAGAAUGUCUGGCAGGCAUAUAUUAUUAUAUUUGUUUAGUCACAAAUGUACCGACACUAUUUCCUGUCAGUCAUAGUUGAUAAAAGUGAGCUUAUGCCGUGGCAAUCUCAAUCGCUAAACAAAGAUCUGAGGACAUCCCAUUAAGGGUCACGUCAGAGCGACCUUUCAUCCGACCAAUCAAAGCGUCGUUUACCAGAUCAUAAAAGUGACAGUCGGAAUGUGUUUUCUAAUCAUGCAACUUCGAAAACGUUAACACGGGGUAUUCUGUUAUGGACUGAUUCCGUCUCGCUUCCACGGGAUAAACAUCUGAAUGGAGGAGGGGUUGAUAUCGACUUCUGGUUAUUCGUUUCAAAGGUCGGUCAAAGUUUGCGAAAGGUCGUUCUGACGUGACCCGUAAUGGGAUGUCCUCAGAUCUUUGUUUUGCGGAAGCGAGAGCUUAGAUUCUGAUUUUAAUGAGAUUGAUGCCGUGGUGUAUUGUAUCUGUCUGGUUGUGUGAAUGAUCCCUUCUAUGGUGUCUCUAGGGGCGGUUUGGUAGCCUAGUGGUUAAAGCGUUUGCUCGCCACGCCGAAGACCCGGGUUCGUUUCCCGACAUGGGUACAAUGUGUGAAGCCCAUUUCUGGUGUCCCCCGCCGUGAUAUUGCUGGAAUAUGGCUAAAAGCGGCGUAAAACCAUACUCACUCACUCACUAUGGUGUCUCUAAAAUAUCUCACACCAUUCCUAUUGUAUCCCCUUAUAUACAUGGUCGCCAUUAUGUCUUAACAAUUCAGGUGAGUUCCACUGUUUUCUUUAUGACUCCAACGACAACGAUCCUACUAUUGCCGAAAAAAUGCUACCCCUUCACGUUGAAAACAAUGGCCUAUUGUAUCCUCUACAGCAGUGUGUGUAUAUACACCAGGACAUGAAACUUCUGGUUCUCAAUUGUAGGUUUAUGAUCAUUAUUGAUGGGAUAUGAAUCAAUAUUGUGCAAGGAUUGUUCUGCCAUGACAGAGUUGACAUCAAGGACAACCAUGGGAACAGGAGACGAUUGAUUGUAAAUACUUUUACGCUUCAUUUCAUUGAUUUCAUGGUAUACUUUUCAUGUUCCAUGAUGUGCCAUCAUCCAUAUGUCUCACCUCUGACCUGUCACCUCUGACCUCUUGACCUGUCACCUCUGAUCUGUCACCUCUUGACCUGUCACCUCUGACCUGUCACCUCUGAUUUGUCACCUCUUGACCUGUCACCUCUUGACCUGUCACCUCUGACCUGUCACCUCUUGACCUGUCACCUCUUGACCUGUCACCUCUGACCUGUCACCUCUUGACCCUGUCACCUCUGACCUGACAUCUCUGACCUGUUACCUCUGGGGUUGAGGUUGAUAGAAAGACAAACAGCAGAUUGCUUCUGUGUGAGGUAGUUGACCUUUUGCCUUGGUUCGGCCUAUCCAAAUCACGGCAGCUACCAUAUUUGGCAGGGUCAUUACUAACCCAUAACCUUUUAACAUGAUUAAUAUGAACUCUGUAUUGCAGAAUGUACAACCUCUUCUGUAUCUGAUAAUACACUUUUUUAUGAUUGCUGUUUUAUACCACUGUUGUGGUGGAGAUAUGUGAUUUUUUGUCUAUGUUUUAUGAUUUUAUAUAUGCGAGACUGAGUGAUAAGUGGGUUUUUCCCACUUGGUGUUGAAGUCCAGUUGUCCAUAUGAUAAUACAUGUACAUUUUACACUGAUAUACAAAUAACACAAAUCAGACUGUGAUCAAAUCUUCAGGCACAAGAAACAGUUGGUCAUGGAGGACAUUUAUAUUAUAACAGAGAAGCUAAUAAUUGUGCCAAAUAAUUGAUGUUUGUUUUGGGUCAUAUGUAUUUAAUCCUGUACCAAACAGAUCUGCCUGUUACUUUUUAUGCCCCCCUCAAAAUUAUGUCAAACUUCACAACUGCACUAUGUUUAUAUGCUUCCCGCCAACUCCAGCAAAGACUUCAACUGUGAAAGUGCAGCAUUCUUUCCCUGAAAAACAUGAGGGCGGUGGGGUGGCCUUAUGGUUAAACCGUUUGCUCAUUACACCGAAUACCUGGGUUUGAAUCCCCACAUUUGUACAAUGUGUGAAGCCCAUUUUCCGGUGUCCUCCGCCGUGAUAUUGAUGGAAUAUUGAUUGAAUAUUGCUAAAUGCGGCUUAAAAUUAUACUCACUCACUGAAAAACAUGAGAAAAUGUUCAUAUAGUCACAUUGCAGUAACAAAGUUUGUCAUUGGGUUUAUUUUAUUCGUUUUUUCUUUCAACAAUUGAAAUCUGUAAUUCAAAUUAUUGCAUUGGACAUAUUUCAUUUUGAUUUUUGUAAUUAGGUGAGACUUCUCAGUAUUGUACAUGUCAACUGUGGUCAGAUUGUUAUGUGAAAUAUAUUGGCUUUUAAUAUGUGUGCUGUGAUGAAAUACUUUCAGCCUGCCUCAAGGAGUGUACGGUGUAGAAAACAGGGCUCCCUGGCCACUUCUCAUGACAGUACCAUGUUUAUUUGUCUAUAUUUUGUCUCACAGGAUUGCUUUUUUCUCAUAAUUAUAAAUUUUCUCAUGACUAAAAUGCCAGGUUUUUGGGUAUUCAAAGAAUCUAUUUUUGCCUUAUUAAGAACUUUCUCCUCAAGAGCUUUCAAUAUAUUUAUACUUCUGCAGCUUCUCUCCACUCUCAGUUGUUUGUCUAUGACAGAAUCCUACAUGUCAUCACUCAACAGUGUGUGUCACAGUUCAGUGCUUUCCACACUGCAUUAUUAUUUUUGUAUGUAUACUUCUCAAUGUUUGAUAGGGACACAGUAAUUGCUUCAAUGUACAUAUAUCAGGUAACAACUAUUUUGUAUUCCCAGCGGUAGAAACUAACAUUUUUAGUCCAUUAAUCCUAAUAGUGACAACAUAUAGCAAAAUCCUUGAAAAUGGCAAAUUUCUACUUGUCCUUAUAACUAUUGGGUAUUUUGGCAAGGACUACAGGACUAGUGCCAAUUUCCAAUGCUGAUUCUUGAGGUGGGGGGGUGGCUAUGAUUUUCUUAUUGAGACAGUAUUUUUUUCAGCAUUUCAAGACAUUCGGUCUUCUCUGAAAGUAGGAGGUAGACAAGUCCUUAGGCGGCCAGGGGCUGUCUUCUAUCCCAGUGUUGGAAAUAGGCGCUGGUCUUGUAGUCCUUGCCAACCUACCCAAUAGUUAAGGUAUCAUUAGGACCAGUAGAAAUUUGUCAUUUUUAAGGGUUUUGCGAUAUGUUAUCAUUAUCAGGACUUGUGGACUAAAAGUGUUUCUACCACUGUAUCCAAAAACAUAACCUGUCGUUUGUAGCUAUUAAUUAUUCUGUACUUAGCUUAGGUCCAAUGUCUGUCUAGUAAUGAUGUGCUUACGGUUUUAAACUUUUCUGAUUUCACAAUAAAAAUAUUUUUCUUUUAAUA